Betta splendens (Siamese fighting fish) is the source of this 1408-nucleotide messenger RNA. RefSeq names its product gap junction protein beta 9b (gene gjb9b). Gene Ontology annotation, biological process: cell communication. Bases 16 to 942 code for a protein of 308 amino acids. Lineage: Eukaryota; Metazoa; Chordata; Actinopteri; Anabantiformes; Osphronemidae. The record is from RefSeq and is a predicted model, not a curated record. The transcript has 3 exons. Gene Ontology annotation, cellular component: connexin complex.
UUGCAGUGGCUGGAAAUGCGUCAACUUUUACUUUCUCUUCUUGCCCUGAAACGACAAACGGUUCAGUGCCACUCCCAUGUUUUCCCUCGUCCCGGCAGCCUCACUGUAAAACCUCUGACGCUCAGGUGUUCGUCACACAAGGGCUGCGAGGACGCGCCAGGAAACGUCGCCGCCUCUGCUCUCCUGUGUGUGAAGCACUCAGCCAUGAACUGGCUGGGGCUGCAGGCGGCCCUCAGCGGCGUCAGCAAGUACUCCACGGCGUUCGGCCGCGUGUGGCUCUCCGUGGUCUUCGUCUUCAGGGUCCUGGUGUUCGUGGUGGCGGCUCAGCAGGUGUGGGGCGACGACCGCGAGUUCGUGUGCAACACGGCGCAGCCCGGCUGCCGCAACGUGUGCUACGACCACAUCUUCCCCAUCUCCCACGUGCGCAUCUGGGCCCUGCAGCUCAUCUUCGCCACGUGCCCGUCGCUGAUGGUGAGCGCGCACGUCAAGUAUCGGGAGAUGAAGAACAGCCAGCCGGCGUGCGCGCGCAAGUACGCGCACCCCGGGAGGAAGCGGGGCGGGCUGUGGUGGACCUACCUGGUGAGUCUGUUUUUCAAGGCGGGCUUCGACACCGGCUUCAUCUACCUGCUCCACUACAUCUACCCCAACUUUGACAUGCCCCGUCUGUCCAAGUGCUCCCUGGAGCCGUGUCCCAACACAGUGGACUGCUUCAUAACCCGCCCCACGGAGAAGAAGAUCUUCACCCUGUUCAUGGUGGUGUCCUCCGCUGCGUGCGUAUUCCUGUGUAUAUGCGAGGUGUUCUAUCUCAUCUGUAAGCGCAUCCAAAAGCAAUAUUACAGCCCCAUAGGCGCCAGCGAAGCUGCACACAGAGCGGUGGACCCGACGCAGUCCAUUGAGAACAUCUGCAACAAAGCGACUGAGCAGAGACUUUCUAAUACAUGAUACGAACGCGCCCGGCAGACUCCACGGAGAAAUCUGCAUUACCAAUGACUUUAAAAGUAGUGUUUUGUAAAUAUUGUGAUGCUUCCUGCUGGAAUAUGCGCAUUUUGCAUGCAAAUGAACUGCUCAUGAAGGCGCCCGGAAUUGGUUUGUGCGACUGCAGGACGCAGGAUGUGGCGACGUAGCUGUGGUUUGAUCUCUGGUGCUUUUAUUUAACGCACACAGAGCAUCAUUAACAGGAAUACCUCAUAGAAAUAUUACACAUUCAAUGUUAUUUUGUGUUAUUAUACUAAUGUUUCAUAUGUACACAAACAUAAGUUUUAUUAUUCUGUUAUUCUUAUUGUGUGUUGUCUUGGGUUUUCUUUUCUCUAAAAAGUGAUGUCACUAUUAUCCAAAACUACAAAAGAAGAAAAGAAUGGUAAUUUGUUAAAGAAGGAAAAGGAAAAUAAAUGAACAUUUUUAAACAAAA